This is a messenger RNA of Drosophila navojoa, 691 nucleotides long. RefSeq lists its product as uncharacterized. Lineage: Eukaryota; Metazoa; Arthropoda; Insecta; Diptera; Drosophilidae. The record is from RefSeq and is a predicted model, not a curated record.
GUUAUAAGCAAGGGGCAGGAAUUUAUUGAACUUGAGAUGCAUCGCGGGUCGGCUAGUGAUGGGGAGAACGCUUUGUCGAAUUUGAACGCACGGAUUAUUGGUACAGUAACUAGUUCCAGUGAAUCGGAAAUCGAUAAUGUCAGCCAGCCAGCUCAUCAAAUCGUAACGGAAAAAAAGCGUAUCAAAGUAAUGUCAAAGUCGCGAUUACUAAAUGGUAAUUCGAAGCUGAAGCCAGCUACUGCGGUUACUAACGCCAGCGAUAUACAAUCAUUAGAUGAUCAAAAGUCUCGCAGCACAAAUACCCUGCUAACGUACCCAAUGAAUGAGACAGCUGAGCCAAAGGAUGUCAAUGUCGAAAACGCGACUGCUAUUAUAUUCAAGAGUCAGUAUAGUAACCUGAUUAAACGAGAACUUUUUGAGAAACCGGACACAGAUUCAAAAGAUAAAAAAAUGAAUACAGAUCAGGAUAUUAUUGGUGUAGAACAACAAUGUUUUUCGACUGCUACAAAUAUGGAUGAAGAACAGUAUAUGCCUGAUCGAAUGGAACUGCCAUCAUUAAAUGACCUCACUCAUCACUUAGGUCUGGAUGUCUUUGGCAAGCAAAGCCUAUCAGACGGCAACUCUUCGUUGCUCAAACCUUUAAGGUGAGAUAUCAAUUCUACAUAUUUCUAAUGAUCUAGUCGACAAAAUU